AUGCUGUCCAUUGUAUUUGGAGUGGAGCGCUUCGAGCAUUAUCUGUAUGGACGGCCAAUAAAAGUUGAAACGGAUCACAAACCUCUUGAAAGCAUUUUCAAGAAAAGCAUCAUUAGUGCCCCCAAGCGCCUACAAAGAAUGAUGGCAGAACGAGGGCAGAAGAGGAGUGCUAGUCGAGAUGAUGUAGGAGAUGUGAUGCUACUAGAAGAGAUGAGAGGUACGACUGAGCGAGAAGUAGAAAGUAUUGACAUGAUACAGUUUCUACCUGUCUCCGAAGCUACCCAAGCAUCACUACGACAAGCUACAGAGCAGGACACAGCUAUGAGAGAGCUGAAGUCUAUAAUCCGACAAGGCUGGCCAGAGGUGAAGGAUGACGUUCCUGUGAGCAUCAGAGAUUACUACUCUUUUAGAGAUGAGUUGUCACUACAAAACGGCCUGAUCUUCAAAGGAGAGAGGUUAGUGAUUCCCAACAGUUCCAGAGUAGAAAUGUUGGCUAAGAUACAUGCCAGUCACAUAGGGAUCCAGGGAUGUCUCCGUAGGGCUAGAGAAGUACUAUACUGGCCUGGAAUUAAUAAAGAAGUAGAAGAGUAUGUUGCCAAAUGUGAGAUUUGCAACAGUCACUUAUCAGAGCAAGGCGAUGAGCCGAUCAUAUGCCAUGAAAUUCCCAACCGCCCAUGGGAGAAAGUAGGCAUAGACCUGUUUGAACUGAAUGGGAAAGACUUUGUACUAACAGUUGAUUACUAUUCAGGCUUCUUUGAGGUUGACAGGUUGGAAGGCAAGACUGCGAAAGAAGUGAUGAGGAAGAUCAAACCACAUGUGGCCAGACAUGAGAUUCCAGACCAGAUUAUGAGUGACAAUGGCCCGCCAUUCGACUCGCAUGAGUUUAGACAGUUUACAAACAGUUAUUGA
This is a messenger RNA of Nematostella vectensis (starlet sea anemone), 909 nucleotides long. RefSeq lists its product as uncharacterized. Gene Ontology annotation, biological process: DNA integration. The record is from RefSeq and is a predicted model, not a curated record. Lineage: Eukaryota; Metazoa; Cnidaria; Anthozoa; Actiniaria; Edwardsiidae. Gene Ontology annotation, molecular function: nucleic acid binding. The transcript has a single exon. Bases 1 to 909 code for a protein of 302 amino acids.